This is a messenger RNA of Peronospora farinosa, 744 nucleotides long. Lineage: Eukaryota; Oomycota; Peronosporomycetes; Peronosporales; Peronosporaceae. The record is from the annotation of a GenBank genome assembly.
AUGGUCUUCUGUCGUUUGUUCCUGGUCUGCUGCGCACUGUGGGUCGGCAUUGCCGCUUCAUCACUGGACUUUCCUGACCUAAGCAGCUACAGUCUACCAUGUGAACCAUUCUCGUGUCGUCCGAAACGAGCUCCCGCUCCAGUCAAAGACUUUGAGUUUACGUCCAAUGGCUGUGGUACAUCUGGUAUGUCCAUUAGUGCGAGUAAAGACUUUCAAGAGUGCUGUGAUUGGCACGAUGCGUGUUAUAGUGUUUGCGGGAUGCCAAAAGCCACCUGUGAAAAACGACUUCAAAAAUGUAUGAAGGCUAAAUGCAGAGAGCUCCGGAGUUACAAGAAACGUGAAGAGUGCGUCUCUACCGCCAAAAUCUUUUACAUUGGUGCGAAUAUGGUUGGGUGUCCGGCAUACGAAGAUGCACAGAAAGAAGCAUGUGAAUGUGUGCCAACUGAUCAUGCAGCUUUUGCUACUCGUGAGCGUGUGAAGUAUUUUCUUAAAAAGAAUGGUGCUCCGGAAGCUGAUGUUGAAGAAGAAGCUAUUGAUGCAUUACUGGAAAAGUACAAGGAAGAUGAACCGACAAUGUUUCUACGACUGUUGAAAAAGUAUCCAAAGGCUCUUAAGACGGACUUGACCAAGACUAAUUUUAUGGACGAUAUUGUCAAUAGUGUGGACACGGACCUCAAGAAGAAAAAGAAAAAGGGAAUUCAGAUUGAAAAGGAGGUGCCUGUGGACGAACACGAAGAGCUCUGA